AGUGCAUCGAUGCUCCUCUCGUCUGCCAAGAAGGGCUGUUUGUGUCUCAACAUCAGCGCUCUUUCUGUUUUUGAACGGCUUCGGGAGACCUUUUUUACUCAGUUUAUCUUUAGGGUUCAUUACAUAAGGGGAGAUAAAGUUCGUCGAAGAAGCGACGAACAGCGACGAUGCAAUCGGUGGGUUGAACUGGGCCGAACAUCUUCCCAUUGAUCUGAUGGUGGCUAGCUGAAGAGGCUAACUCGGUGGUUAAAGUUGAGCCAGCCGUUUGUCUGCUGGAAGAUGAUGCGGAGUUGAGUCGGCGUUCUGGCAGCUAACAACGACCGGUUGAAUUCCGAGAUGUUCAAGUUGUUCAAGUUGUACCCGUAAGGACCGAGACAUCCUGACCCAAGUGGAGAUGGACCUCAGGAGGAGAAGAGUUCCCCGAAGAGUUCCCCUAACAGCUGUCCCCUGGAUGUGAAGGAGCUCACAGUAUGAGGAUGGCGGAUCAGCAGCUGUCCACAAGUGAAGACUGCGUCUCCUCUCCCCCGCCCCCCUCCGCGGAGAAGCCCCCCAUCCCGGCCCUGCUGUCUGGCCCGGCCCAGGUUCACCCCAUGACCCUGGUACCCCUCUCCGAGAGCCGCUUGAACGGCAUUAACUCCUCGUCCUCCUCCCGGCCCGCUCCCGUCAUCGGCCAGACGGACGGGAAGCCCUACCCUACCAGGAUCAUGAGGCUGUUAUCCAACCCCAGGAAGUGUCCCGGGACCGGGCCGGGUCAGGCCGGGGACGGCCCCCCCCCUGCUCCGGGCCCCGGAGGUGUCUCUGUUGGGGGUCAGGCCUGGACCCAUCUGCCCGGACUGGGGGUCAUACAUUCCUUUAAGAAGCUGCGUUCCUCUGUGCUCCAGGGCAUCCAGAGCAGGGGCACAGCCAAUCAGGACGGAGAGUGUUCCUCAAGCAGCCCCGAGGCCAACGGGUCUAGUGUGAGCGGCCGGGGGCCGGGCCACGCGGACGGUCGGUUAAAGAGUGGCGAGUCCAACGGGUUCCCCGCUGACCAGCGGUUGUCUCUGAUGGGUCAGUACGGCGAGGAGGAGGAGGAGGAGGAUGCCGAUGAAGAGGUGGGCGACAGCGACGGCCCUCUGAGGAACACGCGCUUCUCCAGGAGCAUUCGUAGGGCCUACGGCGCCGGUCGCAUCUCCAUACUGGACACGGGGCAGAGCGGAGCGGGGGGGGACGGCACCGGGCGCCCCCACGGGGACGCACACACCGCCUCCCAGGGCUCCGAGUCGGACGUCCGUCUCGGUGCGGAGCCCUCGGAGGGGAACGCCGACGCCAAGGUGCUGAGCCGCCUGAGCAGGAGCGCAGAGAACCUCAACCUCUUCCGGCGGAGGGGCCUGGCCCCCGGCCCGGGGCCCGCCUCUGCACCGGCCCCGCUGGACCCCCUAGGGGAGCCUCCCUCGGGGACCCCCGCCCUCCAGAGGACGGGCAGUGUCUCCUCGAUGGGCGUCCGAGGCCGCAGCGCCCAGCGCUGGCUGAGCCCGCUCAGGACCAAGGACCACGUGCUGAGGCUGGUAGGCAGCGUGACGGACCUCACGGCCCGCCGCCGGCCCAGCGCCAGCCCCUCGCCCGCCGCCCCCCCGCCCUCCACCCCCCGCAGCCGUAUCCACGACGACUAUUCCCGCCGCACCCCCUGUCUCCCGGCGGCAGAGCGGCAGCGCAGACCCUCGCCGGCCCGGGCCCAGUCCGCGGGACCCCGGGGCGGGAGGGUAGCAGCGGCCGUCCCCCUGGAGCACAGCCUGGAGGUCCACCCCCGGCCGCGCUCCGAGUCGGCCAGCCCCGUCCACCGCCAGGGCGGCACGGGGCCGGCGUCACCUGCAGGGCCCCCCGAACUCUGGGGCUCACCCUGCGUCCCCCCAGAGUCUGAGUCUCCCUCGGAGGCCUCCGGCCCUCGGCCUACACCCGGCCCUCCAUGGGACUCCCCUCAGCCCCCCCACAGGGAGCCCCCCCACCGGGACCCCCUGGACAGCCCGGGAGAGCGGGAGGCACCCCAGGCUCCGUCGGUGGACCAGGUGCGAGAGCUGCUCCUGCGGCAGGAAGAGGCGUCGCCGACGGCCAGCGGCGGCGGCAGCGGCAGCCAGCCCUCCUCCCCGGCCGACUGCUCCUCCUCGCCGACCUCGCUCACGUCGCAGGCCGACGACCCGGCGCCCCCCCGGCGCAGGGCGGCCCGCCCGCGGCCCCGGCCAAUCUCGGACUACGGCCAGCUGGUGUCCCGGCGCUACCCGGUCCCGGAGGAGGGCGCCGAGCUGUCUCCCAGCGACUGGUCCCGAAAGCGCCCGCAGCGGCACCACAGCACGGACGGCGCCGGGGGCUGUUGGUCCGAGGGCGGUGCCGAGGGCGGCCCCCUGAAGCAGAGGCCCGUGUCGGUGAUCGGGUCGGGGGAGGGGCGGUGCUCGCCGGACCAGGGGGACGCCGGCCUUCCGUCCCCCCUGCCUCGCCCGCCCCUCCCGUCCCACGACGUGCCCCCCUACCGGGCUGCGUCGGCCCGCCUCCGGCCGUCCUCUGCCUUCUCCCAGAGCACGCCCAUCGGCCUGGACCGCCUGGGCCGGCGCCGGCUGCACAGGGUCCUGAGCGGCGGUGUGUCCGAGGGCCCUGCGUUGCUGGACGGCAGCAUCAGUGAGGAGGAGGGCAGCUUUGACGAGCUGAUGGAGGUCACGCCCUACCUGCAGCCCGGGGUGGAUCUCUCCCUCCUCAACCAGUGGAUCAGCUCGGGCCAUGCGGUCUAUGCCGAGGCUCUGUGGGACCACGUCACCAUGGGGGAGCAGGAGCUGGCCUUCGAGGCAGGGAACGUGAUCCGCGUGCUGGACGCCUCCCAUGAGGACUGGUGGUGGGGCCGCAGGGCGGAGCAGGAGGCCUGGUUCCCCUCCACCUUCGUCAGGGUGCGUGUGAACCAGGAGGACUUUAGCUCUGAGAGCGUAGCGAACCAGGAGGGUCUGGCCCAGCUCCGAGACCCCCACAGCCUGCAGCACCUGGACCAGAUGAGGACCAACGUGGUCCAGGAGAUCAUGAACACGGAGCGCAUGUACAUCAAGCACCUCCGGGACAUCUGUGAGGGGUACAUCCGGCAGUGCCGUAAGCACCCCACCAUGUUCACGGAGCCCCAGCUGCUGACCAUCUUCAGCAACAUCGAGGACAUCUACCGCUUCCAGAGGCAGUUCCUGCGCGAGCUGGAGAGCAAGUACAACAAGGAGCAGCCCCACCUCAGUGAGAUUGGCUCCUGCUUCCUGUCCCAGGAGGAGGGCUUCUCCAUCUACUCUGAGUACUGUAACACCCACCCGACGGCCAGCGCAGAGCUCCACCGCCUCAUGAAGCUGGGCCGCUACAAGCACUUCUUCGAGGCCUGCCGGCUGCUGCAGCAGAUGAUCAACAUCUCCAUCGCUGGCUUCCUGCUCACGCCCGUCCAGAAGAUCUGCAAGUACCCGCUGCAGCUGGGCGAGCUGCUGAAAUACACCCCCGCGGACCACAGUGACUACGGCGGGGUGAGCAGUGCGUAUGGCGCCAUGAAGAACGUGGCCAGUCUGAUCAACGAGAGGAAGCGGAGGCUGGAGAGCAUCGACACCAUGGCCCAGUGGCAGGUCUCCAUCCUGCAUUGGGAGGGGGCCGACGUGCUGGAGCGCAGCUCGGAGCUGAUCCACUCGGGGGAGCUGACCCGCGUGGCCCUGCAGGGGGCGAAGAGCCAGCAGCGCUUCUUCUUCCUGUUUGACCACCAGCUGGUGUACUGCAAGAAGGACGUGCUGCGGCGCGACCUGCUGCACUACCGCGGCCGCCUGGACAUGGACCAGACGGAGGUCCAGGAGCUGGCCGACGGCCGCGACCCCGGCCUGGGCCUCACCCUGAGAAACGCCCUGCGCCUGCGCAACGCCUCCACCCUGGAGGGCCUGUGCAUCCUGUGCUGCCGCAAGCCCCAGGACAAGCAGCGCUGGCUGGACGCCUUCGCCCGCGAGAGGCACCGCGUGCAGGAGGACCAGGAGAUGGGCAUGGAGAUCAGUGAGGAACAGAGACAACUCGCUAUAUUCAACGCCAGGAAACUCAAACAAGGGAAGAUCAAAGCAAUUGGCUACUCCGGUUCGGUCCCGCCCCACCACCAAAGCCACCAGCAGAGCCUCCACCCGCUCCACCAGCGUCACGUUACCGUACCGACCAGCGUGCCCCAGCAACCCGUGUUCUCAUUGGCCGAGCCCCCCAAGCGAAAGCCCGCCCACCUGUGGCACUCCAUCACACGGAGUACCCUCUUCAAGAAGUGAUCCCCCCGCCCUUCCUCAUCUCUGCCUCCUCAUCCUCGUCUGGGAGGCCCCUCCCCUAAACCGUCCACCAGUCACAAAGACCACUUUAUGUUGAUGAUCUUUUUAAAAGCUCCCUGUGAAUGUGUUAGUAUUUUAUUUAGCUCGUGCCUCGCUGGCCUUAACAACUCUGUUGUUCCAGUGCCUGAACAUCACUGAUUGCCUUCCCUGUUCCCUCUGUCUGCUGGGUUUGUCUGUCGUCUGUGGUCCUAAUUGUCGUUGUUCAAGAGAUUCCUCUGCCCUGUUGUGCGUUAAUGCUCGUGUAUUUAAACGUCAAUUGUGACAAACAAUGUAUAGUCCGCUUUUUAAAAGUCAAACUACUUUUCCUUGAUUUCAGAAGUAUGUAUGUGUCCUGGUUCGGUUGUGUUCGUCAGCACUGGACACAGCCCGGGCAGCCUGAGAGCUGAACCGGGCCCAGCCCAGCCUGUUAACACUGUAAAUAAACUGUGUACAAAAGUAUUCACUAGUGAUAAA
Gadus morhua (Atlantic cod) is the source of this 4784-nucleotide messenger RNA. It is a transcript of the gene spata13, whose product is annotated as spermatogenesis associated 13. The coding region runs from base 471 to 4274 and encodes 1267 amino acids. The transcript is spliced from 13 exons. Lineage: Eukaryota; Metazoa; Chordata; Actinopteri; Gadiformes; Gadidae. Gene Ontology annotation, molecular function: protein binding; guanyl-nucleotide exchange factor activity. The record is from RefSeq and is a predicted model, not a curated record.